AAACGGAGUUCUUGCCCCUGAGUGGUACACCUUUCACAUCGUUUAUCAGCGGAGAGCAGCAAUGUCCGUUCGGUCGGUGUUGUUUAGAGCUGUUCUAGGUGUCUUACUGUUUAAUGGGAUCACGUGCACUGACUGGAACACCAUUGCAAAAGACACCCUCAAAAAUGCUUUGAAAAUACAACCAAAUACAGGAUUUGCCAAAAAUGUGAUCGUGUUUGUCGGUGACGGGAUGGGAUUGUCAACCAUCAAUGCUGCUAGAAUUUACAAAGGCCAGAAGCAAGGAAACCCAGGGGAGGAAACCGUUCUGGAGUUCGAAAAAUUCCCACAUGUAGCUUUGUCCAAAGUGUAUGGAUCAGACAGACAGGUUCCCGAGUCUGCGCAGACCGCAACUGCCGUCUUUGGUGGGGUAAAAAUAAACUUCAAUGUAGUAGCGUUGAAGGAUUCCGUGAGAGUCUCGGAUUGCAAUGCUCAGAGCAGUCAAGGAAAAGCGGCUGAAGUUCAGUCUAUUAUAAGACACGCCAUUGACCAAGGUAAAUCUACAGGUGUGGUGACGAAUACGAGGAUCACUCACGCCACUCCCGCUGCCGCCUACGCCCACUCCGCCCAUCGCGAUUGGGAAUCGGACGCUGACAUGAACGCUACACUGCAUGGAAAUUGCAGAGACAUUGCCUCGCAACUUAUAAACAAUAACCACGACAUACAGGUUGUACUGGGGGGAGGACGCCGAGCUUUCUUGCCGGUCACCGAACCCGAUCCUGAAACCAAUAGCAUGGGAGUAAACAAACGUCUGGACGGACGUAAUCUGAUCGAGACUUGGAAAGCGAUACAGCAGGGGAAAAACAAAAAGCACAGCUAUGUCUGGAGAAAGCAAGAAUUCGACGCAGUAAAUGAAAAUGAUGUAGAUUAUCUUCUAGGAUUGUUCAGUCCUUCUCAUAUGGAGUAUGAACUCGAGCGAAACAACGGGAGCAACGGAGAACCCUCCCUUUCAGAAAUGACAUCAAAGGCGAUUAAGAUUUUGAAGCGAAAUGUUGAUGGCUUUGUUCUUGUGGUAGAAGGUGGACGAAUUGACCAUGCUCAUCAUGACACCAAAGCCAAGAAAGCACUAACAGACGCCAUAGAAUUCGACGAAGCUGUAAAAAUGGCGGUCACUCUGACCAAUCAACAGGACACACUUAUCAUCGUCACGGCUGACCACUCUCACCCAUUUUCUUUGACUGGGUACACCGUCAGAGGAAAUGAUGUUCUAGGCUUAGUUGAUGCAGACGGUUUUAGAGUGGAACCUUCAACUGAUGGUCUGCCGUACACUUCCCUUCUGUACGCUAACGGUCCGGGUUACGGAAAUCCACGGCAAAACUUGACUGGAGUCAGAACAGACACAAAUGACUACCUUCAACAAACUGCCGUGCCAAUGGAGUACGAGACUCACAGCGGAGAGGAUGUCGGGAUAUUUGCUCAAGGUCCUAUGUCACACCUAUUCCACGGGGUUCACGAGCAGCAUUACAUCGCCCACGUGGUGCAGUAUGCCGCGUGCAUGGGUGAUUACGCAGACGACUGUGACAAAAAAUCCAGAAUCAGUGGAGCAUCAAUGAACUCCCUCAGCUUGUUAAUCAUAAUAUCAUGCCUCCUUUUAGUAGAGUAAUGACUCUGCUAUCAUGUUAUACAUAUCUUUAUUCCAUAUCCCUACCAUUGUUUUUAUCAAACAUUCUAAUAAUGCCCAUUCUAAUUCCUAUCUAUAUCCGUAGUACAUGUAUAUACGAGUAGAUCUACAUAAUGUAUAUGUUCUACAAUUUUCCGUUAUGACUGUAAUAUUGUGUUUUCUUUUCGUUUGUUGAUUGUUUUCCCGUUCUCCCUGUAUAACAAGUCCAUACCGGGUGAAGUAUCUACAAAUAUUCCCUCAAUCCUCACUGGAGGUGUCAGGGGCCCCCAGGUUUAAAUGUCUAUAUGAUCAGAUAAUCAUUGUAAGUACAGAUUUCAUAAUUAUCAUUUUCACAAUGUAUUUUUUAAAUUAACAUCGCGUUUAAUACACGUCAAGUUUACUAUAAUUAUAUACUUUCAAAUACAUUAUUCGAGAAUUAUCACGAUCUUAUAUAAAGCACUGAAAUGACCAACGACACGAACAAUUAAAUUGUAAAAAUUUCAGAACGACCUGUCCCUUCCUCAUAACAAACGAAAAAGUUUUACAUAAUUAAAUACAUACAAAAUAGCUAGCACUAAACCUAGAAAUGUAUAUACACUGCAAAUGACAUGUUUAUUAUUUUGGCUUCCUAAUAACGUGUUUUCUAAGGAGCAAAUGCGGAUACGCCCUGCUCGUCCUCAAAGCCACAAAAUCGAACAUUGAUUAGGUGUCUCGAAAAUUGAUUAGAAAACACAACACAAAUUGAGAUAUAGAUAUAUUGAACUCAAACUUACAUUGUACAUACUUUUAUAUAGCAAGAAACUAAGAUAAGAAAAUGUUAAUUACAGAAGGAAGUGUAGAGAAACGCUCUGUCUAUAUAAGGGUGUAAAAAAAAUUAUUAUGCAUUUUGAUACGGCAUUAUUGAACAUAAAUUUGCUUGCAGAAUAUAUCAAUGAGGCUUUCAUAUUAAUAUCAAAUGAUAGAAUAAUCGGAUUAAUUGCGAAUUUCUGUUUGUAUGUCAUAAAAAUUGACUUGAAUAUGUUUCUACGUAAUUUCAAAAUUAACACAAUAACUCGCUGCCAAACUGUUUUCCAUUUAUCUAAUCAAAAAUAAAAUGUAUCAUGUU
This is a messenger RNA of Ostrea edulis (European flat oyster), 2741 nucleotides long. Its product is annotated as alkaline phosphatase, tissue-nonspecific isozyme-like. Bases 62 to 1639 code for a protein of 525 amino acids. The record is from RefSeq and is a predicted model, not a curated record. Lineage: Eukaryota; Metazoa; Mollusca; Bivalvia; Ostreida; Ostreidae. Gene Ontology annotation, molecular function: alkaline phosphatase activity. Gene Ontology annotation, biological process: dephosphorylation. The transcript has 9 exons.